Messenger RNA from Cynara cardunculus var. scolymus (artichoke), 531 nucleotides. Its product is annotated as formin-like protein 3. Lineage: Eukaryota; Viridiplantae; Streptophyta; Magnoliopsida; Asterales; Asteraceae. The transcript has 2 exons. The record is from RefSeq and is a predicted model, not a curated record. The coding region runs from base 1 to 531 and encodes 176 amino acids.
AUGGAAGGAAUGAAGAGAGCAAUGGUUCGCAACCCUCCACCGCCGCAAGCAACUGAACAGACGUCAGCGCAAGCGCCUAACCCACCACCGUCGAUGGCCACUGUUCACUCGCCGUCGCCACCACCGCCACCGCCUCCGCCGUCCACUGUCGCCGUCGACACCAUCCAUGGAGAAAUACCCAUCGCCGCUCCCCCACUACAAAUGGUACACUCCUCUGCUAUUGUGCCAUAUGCAGACCCAUUCAAGAAAUCAAAAGAGAUGAAGAAAUCAUCUACUGUACCCGCUACUAAAGAAGGCCCAACUUCAUCCAUUGCCAACAAAAUCAGGGAUAUGCCCGAUUAUGCUCCUAAGGUACAUUCUUCCUCUGAUAAUACUCAUCCUGAUGGUCUAUUCACCUCUGAUUCUGAAGAGGAUGAGGACCUUGCUCCUAAGGCACAAACAGGGGAGAUUUUAAUGGAAUCUGAGGCAUGCAACUUGGAAAAUAUCACUAUUUUUGAAAACCCUAGAAAACCACUCCUCUUGACUGCCUAG